AUGACUGGAACGCUCGACUCACGAUUGCUUGCUGCGGUUUUUGUUUUUUUAGACGGUUCCUCCCUUCUCCACGACUUGCGACGACUGCGUCAACCCAAAGCGUUUUCACGGUUACGACGUUCCACGAAGCUUGCCACGAUUGCAUCUUGCAUUUUUCGCAUUGCCUGUUGGAGCCUCUGCAGUAUUGACUUUUGCCCUUGUAACGACUUUGCAUCUGUUCUCCCAUUUAACCGCGCAACCAUUUACCUGGCAUUGGAUUUAUUUUUCUCUUUCCUCCUGUCAAUAACGUUGGACCUUGUCAAGUCUGACGUUCAACUACGGGUUCGUUUCUUAAACCGUUUCCCCCCCACCGAAAAACUGGAGCUACCGUCGAUUUCCCAGGUCCACACUCGAGGUCCUGUUGACAUUCCCUGGUAUAAUCAUCACGCGGCAGAGAGACCUCUGUUGUCUGGCGACAAGCUUCCGGCUCUCAGUUUACCCACGGCCUCGCAGCCGCCCCUAUCGGGCCUGGCCUAUCGGACGAGCUACGAAGACGGGUCCGCGUCGUCUACCAGCAGCAGCGCGCGAACGAGUCUGUCUGGUCCCGCGCCGGUGAUCGAAGCGAGAAGUCCUCCGUCCUCGUCUGCUGAUCUGCCCGGGUCAGCCCCCCCGGAUUACAGUCUCCCCCCGAGCUCCGUGGCCGAGAGCUACUAUCCAAGCCAGACUCAACUCACCACCAGUAUGAACCAAACACAAGCGUAUAUGGACGUGCAUUCGUCCCAUCUGUCGUCCGGACAGCCGUAUGCAUCCCAUGCUGCAACCGCGGGAGCACUGGCGCAUUACCCGCAGUACCAUCAGCAGCCACCGGUGCUUCAGCCCACAGCCACAUAUGGGCCAGCCAGCUCCUACUCACCGUAUGCUUAUCCUAAUGGGGUAACAUCAUCCCAGUCCGCGCCACAACCUCCAACCACCUCGAUGAGCAAUCAGGUUCCGGCUCAAUUACUCCCUCUACCAGUGACCAACCAUGCGGUCGCGGCCCCAGGCUAUGGUAAUAGCACCGGCACUCCGAUGCAAGGGUACGUUUAUGAUACCACGGGGCAAGUCGCACCUCCGGGCGCCAAACCCAGGGUCACUGCCACGCUAUGGGAGGACGAGGGAAGUCUUUGCUACCAAGUGGAAGCUAAGGGUGUAUGUGUUGCCAGAAGAGAAGAUAACCAUAUGAUCAACGGAACUAAACUGCUGAAUGUUGCAGGCAUGACCAGAGGCCGGAGAGAUGGCAUUUUGAAGAGCGAAAAGAUUCGCCAUGUUGUCAAGAUUGGCCCCAUGCACUUGAAGGGUGUUUGGAUUCCAUUCGAACGUGCCUUGGAGUUUGCCAACAAGGAGAAGAUCACAGAUCUGCUAUACCCCUUAUUUGUCCACAACAUUGGUGGCCUGCUGUACCACCCAACCAACCAAACGCGAACCAACAUGGUGGUUCAGGAGUCACAACAGCGUCGACUCGAAGGUCCCCCACCAGCUCGCACCUCUCAAGGCCCUCCUCAACCUCCUAGCCUCCAUCAUCACCACCACCACCACCACCAUUCCUUGCAAACCCCCGUCCCGACUCAUAUGCCUCAACCCCAUGCCAUGGCGUCCCAGCCCGGAGGCCGUCCCUCUUUGGAUCGCGCUCAUACAUUCCCCACCCCACCUGCGAGUGCCUCGAGCCUCAUGGGGAUUACCAGCCAAGGCAGCUCGUACGAGUGGAACCAAGGGAUGAACUCGGGCGUGCCAAAUUCACAGCCUCUGUCGAUCGAUACCGCGUUGAGCCGGUCGAUGCCCACCACGCCCGCCACCACCCCGCCCGGCAGCAAUCUGCAAGGAAUGCAGUCGUUCCAGAAUCCCGCGGGCUACGACAGCUCCAAGCCCUACUAUUCCGCGGCUCCUCCUUCCCACCCCCAUUACGCGCCGCAGCAACCCUUGACGCAACAAGCCAUGGCACCAUAUGGGGGCCACCCGAUGCAGACCAACACUUACCUCAAGAGUGAAAUGGCACCGCCUCCCUCGGGACGCCCAUCGGGACAGUCCGAGACCGACGCGGCUGAUGUCAAGACGGACCGUUAUGCCCAAAGCAACGGACAUGUGACCGGGGGAGCCCCGGAGCCUGUCCCUGCGGAGCACGAGUCGGAGUAUGUUCAGCAGGACAACUCUGGGUACAAUGCUAGCCGCGGUUCCUACACUUACACGACAAACCCUUCCGUUGGUAGCCUUGCCGGGGAUCCCUCUCAGCUCACACCCGACAUGACUGGUUCCCCAUCUCAACCGAAUGGUUCCGGACGGAUGACUCCCCGCACCAGCGGUGCUGCUCCUCAAUGGCCGUCCGGAUACCAUACUCCUCCGCCGCCUCCUCCUCCUCCUCCCCGCCCUGCAGCGGCGGGGAGCCUGUACAAUAUUGUCAGCGACACUCGAGGCACUCCUUCCGAUACUUACUCGGUGGCAUCCACCUCAGCCUCGGCUUACUCAACCGCUAUGAACGGAUCUCUCGGAUCCAACAAGCGUAUGCGCGACGACGACGACGAUGUGGAUCGCAUUGUUCGUCCUGACAGCCGUGGCGGAGACUAUGAGAGUAAGCGCCGCAAGACUUUGACCGAAGCGACUGUGGGCGGCCCCGUCGGCGGCGUUCCUCUUGCUCUGCAACCCAUGAAAGCCGGUGGGGGUGUGAUGGCUCGUCGUCGUUAA
This is a messenger RNA of Aspergillus ochraceoroseus IBT 24754, 2694 nucleotides long. RefSeq lists its product as uncharacterized. Bases 1 to 2694 code for a protein of 897 amino acids. Gene Ontology annotation, molecular function: DNA-binding transcription factor activity; sequence-specific DNA binding. The transcript has 5 exons. NCBI's taxonomy places the organism in Eukaryota, Fungi, Ascomycota, Eurotiomycetes, Eurotiales, Aspergillaceae. The record is from RefSeq and is a predicted model, not a curated record. Gene Ontology annotation, cellular component: nucleus. Gene Ontology annotation, biological process: positive regulation of transcription by RNA polymerase II.